Molecule: messenger RNA, 1194 nt
Organism: Ilex paraguariensis (yerba mate)
Lineage: Eukaryota; Viridiplantae; Streptophyta; Magnoliopsida; Aquifoliales; Aquifoliaceae
Source: the annotation of a GenBank genome assembly
CUGAGAACUUUCUCGUUUACCUCUUCAUACUGCCCACCAAUUCUUCCCAGAAAGUUUCGUUUUCUUUUCCCGGAAAAUUUAAAUGGCUGAGAAAAGCAAGAUUCUGAUCAUCGGAGGAACUGGGUACAUCGGAAAAUUCGUUGUUGAAGCAAGCGCAAAGGCUGGCCACCCCACCUUUGCUCUGGUCCGAGAAAGCACAGUUUCUGAUCCCGUUAAGGGAAAACUCGUCGAGAGCUUCAGGAACCUCGGUGUCACUCUGAUCUAUGGAGAUAUGUAUGAUCAUGAAGGAUUAGUGAAGGCAAUAAAGCAGGUGGAUGUGGUGAUAUCGACUGUGGGACACAUGCAGAUAGGUGAUCAGGUUAAGAUCAUUGCUGCCAUUAAAGAAGCUGGAAAUGUUAAGAGAUUUUUCCCGUCAGAGUUUGGGAACGAUGUGGAUCAUGCUCAUGCUGUUGAGCCAGCAAAAUCUGCAUUCGCAUUCAAGGCCCAAAUUCGCCGUACUGUUGAGGCAGAAGGAAUUCCUUACACAUACGUGUCCGCCAACUGCUUUGCUGCCUAUUUCCUCCCAACAUUGAUGCAGCUGGGAGCCACUGCUCCACCAAGAGAUAAAGUUACCAUCUUAGGGGAUGGAAAUCCCAAAGCUGUAUUUAAUGAGGAACAUGACAUUGGCACCUUUACCAUCAAAGCUGUGGAUGACCCAAGAACAUUGAACAAGAUCCUCUAUAUCAGGCCCCCAAAAAACACUUACUCAUUCAAUGAGCUUGUUGCCUUAUGGGAGAAGAAGAUUGGUAAAACUCUCGAGAAAAUCUAUGUUUCAGAGGAACAGCUUUUGAAACAGAUUGAAGAGAGUCCACUUCCAGUCAAUAUUAUAUUAGCAAUCAACCACUCAAUUUUUGUUAAGGGAGAUCACACCAACUUUGAGAUUGAGCCAUCUUUCGGGGUUGAAGCUUCUGAGCUUUAUCCGGAUGUCAAGUACACCACUGUGGAAGAAUAUCUUGAUCAGUUUGUUUGAGAGAGAGAUUCAAGCUUUUGCGUUUGUUGUUGCAUCUUGAGAUUAAUAAUUGAUUACCACUAUAGGGAAUCUUCUGAGUUAUGUUUGGCGUAUCGUCUUGUUAUUGUGGGGAACUUGUUAAAAGAUGUUAUUACUUAAACUUCUGCAGUUUCAUAUCAAUGGCAAAGUUCUAUCUUCUUGUGAGA